AUGGGUGGCUCACCUCCUUGCGGUGAUUCUGUCCGGUCAGUAAAGGAUCAUCGACGACAGGCAAUAACCUCGAAGAAAUGGCCAUCGAAACCUAAAAAUGAUCCCUCGAUCACUUUCUCACCAGACGAUGCCAUCGGCGUCCACCUACCUCACAACGACCCCCUACUAGUCGAAGUAGGAAUCGCGAAGUGUGACGUCGCUAAAGUUUUGAUCGAUAAUGGUAGUUCAGUCGAUUUGAUCUUUCGAGACACGCUCGAUAAGAUGGGAGUCGACUUGCGCAACAUGAAACCAUCAUCUCGCUCCCUCACAGGGUUCAACGGAGCUUCUGAGACAAUGAUCGGGACGAUCAAACUCCCCGUCUACGCAUGCGGAGUGACACGCACAGUCAAGUUCUCAGUCAUCCGAACGAAGGCUCCUUACAACGCGAUCCUCAGAACCCCCUGGUUACAUUCUGUUAAGGCAGUGUCCUCGACGUACCAUCAGUGCGUGAAAUUUCCAGGACCAAACGUUCAGGUGCAGACGCUUCGCGGAGACCAGCAGGCCGCUCGCGACCUACUCAUUGCGACGGUGAAGAUGCAACAAUCGAAUCCCCGCAUCAACGCGGUAGCAAAGCAAAUUCAACCUCAAAAAGACGAUAUCCUAGAAGUCACCAUCGACGACUCUGACGAGAGCAAAGUAGUUCGAGUCGGAGCCUUCCUCGACGAAGAGAUGCAACGUACAAUCAUUGACUUCCUCAAGAAGAACGCAUCAACGUUCGCUUGGGCGACAUCGGAUAUGAAAGGAAUAAACCCCGCCAUCACAUCCCACGAGCUGAAUGUCGAUCCAACCGUCAAGCCCGUUCGCCAGAAGAGACGCAAGCUCAGCCACGACAGAAGCAAAGCUGUCAACGAAGAAGUUGAGCGACUCCUCGCAGCCGGCUCAAUCACAGAGGUGCGAUACCCUGAGUCGCUAGCUAACCCGGUCGUCGUCAAGAAGAAGAACGGAAAGUGGCGCGUCUGCGUCGACUUUACCGAUUUGAACAAGGCUUUCCCAAAAGACAGUUAUCCGCUCCCGCAAAUCGAUAGACUCGUUGAGUCGACUGCCGGAAACGAGCUCCUGGCUUUCAUGGAUGCAUUCUCGGGCUACAAUCAGAUCACGAUGCAUCCGAAUGAUCAAGAGAAGACUGCGUUCAUCACUGAUAGAGGAACUUACUGUUACAAAGUAAUGCCGUUCGAUCUUAAGAACGCCGGUGCGACUUACCAAAGACUCGUCAAUCGAAUGUUCGCCGAGAAACUGGGGAACACGAUGGAGGUCUACAUCGACGACAUGCUGAUCACCGCCAUACUCGACCUCCCCAGUCCAAAAACCAGCAGAGAAGUCCAGCGACUCACGGGAAGAAUCGCAGCCCUGAAUCGCUUCAUUUCCAGAUCUACGGAUAAAUGCCUUCCCUUCUACGAGCUGUUGCAAGGGAACAAACGUUUCGUUUGGGACGAGAAGUGCGAGGAGGCGUUCAAACAACUCAAGGAGUAUCUUACGACUCCUCCCGUAUUGUCAAGGAGUAUCUUACGACUCGUCCGAGAGGAUCGAGGAGAGCAGAAGCCUAUCUUCUGCACGAGCAAGCGCAUUACUAAUCCGGAAACUCGAUACCCCACCCUCGAGAGGAUGGCCCUCGCCGUUGUAACGUCGGCAAGAAAGCUGCGUCCUUACUUCCAGUCGCAUACAAUUGAAAAUCGAACAGCUGCAAAAUCUCAAGUCCUCGCAGAUUUCCUCGUCGAGCUCGCGCCAGAGCUCGAGCAAGAUCUAAUCCUUCCAAGUCAAAAUUGGAUACUCCACGUCGACGGAUCGUCAACAAACAAAGGAUCAGGAGCGGGAGUACAACUGCAAUCCCCAACAGGAGAGUUAAUCAGACAGUCGUUCAGCUUCGGCUUCGCCGCUUCGAACAAUGAAGCAGAGUAUGAGUCGUUGAUCGCAGGACUACGACUCGCCAAGGCAGUCAAGGUAAAACGCCUCAGCGCGUACUGCGACUCCCAACUCGUAACCAGUCAGUUCAGUGGCGACUACAACGCCCGUAACGAAUGGAUGGAUGCAUACCUCAAGACCGUUCAAGCACUCGCCAAAGACUUUGAAUUCUACAAACUCACCAAAGUCCCCGGAGGAGAGAACGUGUGCGCUGAUGCCCUCGCUGCCCUAGGUAGCAGACUGCGCGAUCAGGUGAAACGUACCAUUCCUAUCCACAAGAUUGACAAACCAAGCAACGAUCUACCUCCUAAUGAGACCACCGUCGUAGCAUCAAUAACCGAAGCCACGCCCAUGGAUCAAGUCCUCAAAGCGGAAUCAGCUGACGCCACCGACUGGAGGACGGAAUUUAUCGACUACUUGGUUGAUGGAAAGCUACCUCCCGAGAAAUGGAUUGCGAGACGGCUCAAGACGCGGAGUGCCCAUUACGUCGUCCUCGAUGGAGAGCUCCAUAGAUGGACCGCAACCAAGGUGCUUCUGAAGUGCAUCAACGGUGAGGAGACGCACCUAGUCAUGGCUGAAACGCACGAAGGCGCUGCAGUAAAUCACUCUGGAGAAAGACAAUUGGGUAUGGGCUUAGCCUUCCCAAAAGGCCUGCAAGACAAUUAUCCAGUCACAUGA
Messenger RNA from Brassica napus (rape), 2616 nucleotides. RefSeq lists its product as uncharacterized. Bases 1 to 2616 code for a protein of 871 amino acids. The transcript has 3 exons. The record is from RefSeq and is a predicted model, not a curated record. NCBI's taxonomy places the organism in Eukaryota, Viridiplantae, Streptophyta, Magnoliopsida, Brassicales, Brassicaceae. Gene Ontology annotation, molecular function: RNA-DNA hybrid ribonuclease activity; nucleic acid binding.